AUGGCUUUAAUGGUUGCAGUUACGUGGCUUAUUUUCUUCUCAACUUACGGCCUGGCUUUCUGGGAAGGAAGCAGCUUUCUUGUCCAGGAUGUGCUCCGGCUUUCCAAAUUGCUCAUCAUCACAAUUUCUGCUAUGAUGGGUGCAUCUUUAUUUGGUAAUGUAAUGCCCAAUUUACAGGCUCUCAUAACAGCCAUUGCAGCUUCCGCCAAAAUCUCCUACACCAUCGACCGUGUUUCGCCUCUCGAUCCAACCAGCGAGGAGUGCGAUAAGUUAAACCAUGUGGAUGGCAGCAUUCGCAUGGAGAAUAUCAAACAUAUAUAUCCGUCACGACCCGAGAAUGUUGUAUUCAAGGAAAUCAACCUUCUUAUUCUUGCUGGCAAACCCACUGCUCUCGUCGGCGGGUCGGGCUCUGGAAAGAGCACUAUUGUGGACCUAAUCGAGCGUUUUUACAUUCCCGUGGAAGUUCUUCUCCCUGACGAAGCCACGUCGGCACUAGACACCAAAUCCGAGACUAUCGUGCAAGCUGCAUUAGAAACUGCAUCUGCCGGUAGUACCAUAAUUACCAUUGCUCAUUACCUGUCCACCAUCAAGAAUUCCCACAAUAUCAUCAUCUUAUCCCAGGGUCGUGUGAUUGAGCAAGGAACUCAUGAUGUAUUGCUUAAGAAGGAGGGGCUUAUUGCAAGUUAG
Messenger RNA from Truncatella angustata, 687 nucleotides. Its product is annotated as P-loop containing nucleoside triphosphate hydrolase protein. Gene Ontology annotation, cellular component: membrane. NCBI's taxonomy places the organism in Eukaryota, Fungi, Ascomycota, Sordariomycetes, Amphisphaeriales, Sporocadaceae. Bases 1 to 687 code for a protein of 228 amino acids. The transcript has 2 exons. Gene Ontology annotation, molecular function: ATP hydrolysis activity; ATPase-coupled transmembrane transporter activity; ATP binding. The record is from RefSeq and is a predicted model, not a curated record.